GAAACAAUGAGAAAAAAACAAUCAUUGCUACGGGGGAAAAAAACACUGACGGAAGACAUUGUAAACUAGAAUCAUUUUUCUGUAGGAACAUAUUCUCUGUUUACACCGUAUUUCCGUCAACAUGUCGGGUGGAAAGCAGAGAAUUUCCAAUCUCGAAAAACCACUGGGCAAAGGAAAGCCCGAAGUGAACAUUGCAAGUUUUGCUUUGCUCUUUUCUGAGAUUGUCCAGUAUUGUCAGAAUCGUGUUUAUACAGUACCAGAGCUUCAGAAUAAAUUGUCAGAGUUUGGUUACCAUAUUGGUUCCCAUAUCCUUGAUCUUCUUUACCUUCGUGAAAAAGGCUACAAGAGAGAAAUCAAACUCCUCAAUAUGCUACUGUUUGUGAAAUCUAACCUUUGGAAAACAUUAUUUGGGAAAGAAGCUGAUAAGCUAGAACAUGCAAAUGAUGAUGAACGUACAUAUUAUAUCAUUGAAAAAGAACCUUUAGUUAACAGGUUUAUUUCAGUUCCUAAGGAUAAAGGUAGUUUGAACUGCGCGGCAUUUACAGCUGGAAUUCUGGAAGCAAUACUAAUUGGAGCAAAUUUUCCUGCCAAAGUGACUGUCCACUGGCACAAAGGAACCACUUUCAUGAUCAAGUUUGAUGAAUCAGUAAUUGUCCGUGACAAAAUGGUUGAAGGAAAAUGAGAAGAGAACUUCAAAUAAUUUUGUUAAUAGAAGAAACUUUGUAUGAGAAAAGUGUGUGUGUGUAUGUGUAUUCUGUAUGAACCAGAACAAAAAAAAAAAAGCUUAUUUUAAUGUAAAUUACUGAUAUUUAAACUAUAAUUUAAUGGUUUCGUUCCUUUUGUUGUUGUUUAUUAUUUUGUAGACAAUCAUUAUUUCCAAAUAAUACUAAAACCAUUCCGAAAUAAUUUCAACUUUUUAGUUACGUCUUCUGUGGACAAGUUUAGAAUAAGCUGGUUUUUUUGUUGGUUUUUUUGUUUUUAAAUGGAUGUUAUUGUUAUAGAUGGACAUUAAAUUCUAGUCUUUGAAUUAGUUUCUAUCUCUCUCUCAUUCUAUGAGACAUUUUUUAUUUAUACUGCAAAAAAGCCAACAUUAAUGUCAGACAUUAUUUAGCUCAGAGAUCAAACACAUCAAUAUCUUUUAACCCUUUUGUAACCAUAUUUCUGUUCAAAUACAAUUAAUUUUGAAAAUAAUGAAGAAUAACUUGGUCAUUAUUAAGCUAGUGUUUGGAAUAUAAGUUAGAUGAAAUUUUGAAGGAAGGUUUAAAUCUAAAUCACUUUAAACAAAGAAGUUUGUAUCAUGGGACCAAGAGCAAUCCCAUGUCUGUUGGUAUCAAAAGACUAAUCCAGUAAUGUCAUCAUUUAUAGUAUCAGUUAUGCAACUACCAUCCCUAAACAGAGCCAUUGCUGGUAAACUGAAAACAUUAGGGUGUCAGUUUUACAUACUGAAGAAUCAACAGUUUAUAUCCUAUCACAAAUCCAACACUUGUGUUCAAAGCAAAGACACACAGUUUCCAUAUAUCUUCACUUCUUUACAUACCUGGGUCACUGUAACUUACUUUUUUUUUUGUGUGUGUGUGCUGAGCUCAUAUCUUUAACAUAAGCUUGUCAUAACAAUCCUUUUCAGUGUCUCUGGAACAAUUGAUAUAUAAAUCUCUAGAAUACACGACAUGCAGCACCAUCAAUAAGAACUAUAAUAAUCAAAGAUAAAACUAAAAGACUUGAAAAUACUUGUACACGCUCAAAUUUAAAAAAAUAUAUAUCAAACAGGCAAAGAUCCAUUAUAUUAUGAAAAUCCAAA
Molecule: messenger RNA, 1798 nt
Organism: Octopus sinensis (East Asian common octopus)
Lineage: Eukaryota; Metazoa; Mollusca; Cephalopoda; Octopoda; Octopodidae
Product: trafficking protein particle complex subunit 5
Exons: 7
Coding region: 122-682 (186 amino acids)
Biological process (GO): endoplasmic reticulum to Golgi vesicle-mediated transport
Cellular component (GO): TRAPPII protein complex; TRAPPI protein complex; TRAPPIII protein complex
Source: RefSeq, a predicted model, not a curated record